Molecule: messenger RNA, 354 nt
Organism: Cokeromyces recurvatus
Lineage: Eukaryota; Fungi; Mucoromycota; Mucoromycetes; Mucorales; Mucoraceae
Exons: 2
Coding region: 112-294 (60 amino acids)
Source: RefSeq, a predicted model, not a curated record
GUAUUCAAGAUUGACGAAUAUAAGACUUCUUCAUGUUGCCCCAACCUGUGAAAGUUUAUUAGAAACGUUUAAAACAGUCGCCAACCCUCGCCCCCAUAAGAGAGUGCCAAAAUGCCAACUGUAAAAUGGCAUGGCUUAUUGAGAUAUAAAAAUCGUAACUGUCUGUUGACCAACCUUGAACAAGUCAAGGAAAUUCCACGAAAGCUGUGGAAUCGAGAUAUGGCAGUUGUUUUAAACUUUCAAAAGAUCUUGAUGAGCUUGAGAGAGACAGGUAAACGCCCUGAUGUUUUUUAGCAGAAAAGAAGCGUCAAAACCAGAAUGAAGGAAACAAUAGCAAAUCUCCGCCAAAGUUAU